Messenger RNA from Pseudomyrmex gracilis, 1332 nucleotides. RefSeq lists its product as uncharacterized. The transcript has 8 exons. The record is from RefSeq and is a predicted model, not a curated record. The coding region runs from base 176 to 1282 and encodes 368 amino acids. Lineage: Eukaryota; Metazoa; Arthropoda; Insecta; Hymenoptera; Formicidae.
AGCAUUGACAAGUAUGACUAUCCGAGAGCUAAUGAGACCUUAAGACAAUUACACAAACAGCAGUGGCUGAAUUAUUACAAGUGCCUGGAGGAAACAUACGCAACUAUAGGUCGCAAGAGAAUCAGCUAUCUUACCGCGCUUACGGCGUUAGAAGGAACAUCCGUAACAAGUACACAUGACUGAUCUAAUAGAGUGGUACUUCAAUAGCAGUAAACACGGUGUUGUAGAGAAUGUGACACAAGAUGUGGAUCAAAUUCUCAAUUCGACAAGCAAUCAGUAUAUCGUCAUGCAUAAUAUCAAGUUACAGCAGGAGGGAAUGUAUUGGUGCGAAAUGGGAGAUACCGCGGGAUCGGUUUAUUAUUUACAUGUUGAUAACAACGUCGAGGCGAUAAAUAUUGUAUUCCCGGAUACGGCGCCCAAUGCAUCACACGCAACGUCGGCUGCAAAUGUGCCGGAAUACGAGCUGGAAGUUUACACUUCGUGGACAACGUGGACCUCGUGUUCCACGUGUGACGCGGUCGGAAUAAAAACGCGAUACGGUUACUGCGUGAUCUCUGGGAGAACUAAAAGCUGGAGCAAAACGGAAGAAGACGCAACUUCAACGGUAACAAUAAACGAAACUCUGAAAAACUCGAUUAAAACUCGAUUAAAAACGGCGCUGUUGCUGUUCAAAAACACGUUACCGUGUAAAUCGAAAUUCGUUCCAAAACAAAUACAAACAAUACCGGCGAUCAGAAACAGAACAACCGAAGUUAUGAGACAGUAUUGCAAGAAAAAAUGCCGAAAACAAGCGAUAUUCGAAGUACGCGACGAGAAGGGCAACGUUCUUGAAAGAGCGAACAACAGCGCCGGUAUAUAUUCUUUGAUUCAGGGAAUACCUCAGCUGUUGCCGUCCGUCGAACGUAAUAUAAUUUACGCGAAACGUAAUAAAAAGAUAAAACUCGUUUGUCCAGGAAAUUUAAAAGCAGACAUUCCAGUUGUUUGGCACAUUGGUAAAAAAGCGAUAAUUUCAUCUCAAAUUGAGCAACAAUCAAACGGAAGAAUUCGAAUUACUCCUCAGAUGCACAUAUUAGUGACAUCUCUGAAAUUUGAGGACGCAAAUAUUUAUAGUUGCUGGCAAAAUAAUGAAGUCGCUGGAAUAAUCAAACUGAACGUAUCUGAAGAAGUGGAAUUAAAACUGAAUCAUCAUGUUAUCUUAAUUAGCUUAAUCUUCAUAUUAAGUGUGAUACUGAUAGUAUUUUGGCGAGCAUUUAAAAGACAAAUGCGAUUUACGAUGUACUAGUCGCGGGUUUUGCACAUAAAAACAUACUGAUGUAAAUUAAGCAAAAUAAA